ACUAUUUCUCACGCAACACCGUCACCCAAUUACCGAGUUUUCCAUUUCAUUCUUUCCUUCUUCAAAUCACGUUUCUCUCCUGGCGCGGCAGAUAUGGCGAAUGAAUUAGACUGUUCCAGUCUAGAACUUUCCAUUUUACAGGGUUUUACUCACCAUGACUGUUGUGAAUCUGAAUUGCCAGUGAUCAUUGGAAACUUUCUAUCUGGUAAUUAUGAAGCUGUCAUUGCCGAUCCAUUUACCACAGAAGUGGUCGGUGGAGAUUUGGAAGAACUUCAGCCUUCAGAAAUCCAAGCACUAGUUCUCAAAAAUAUCGAUUCUCUCCUGUCUACAGACCCUAAAAGCGCAUUGAAAAUUCUUGUGGUUGGAGUUUCAUGCCUACAAAUAUUCCUUCAAAAUAAUUGGACAGGACCACUCACAGAAGCCUUUUCUUUAGAGAAAUUCUACCAGAAUUGGUGCCCUAAAGUUAUAUAUCAGGAAGACAAACUCCACAGUCUUUUAGUGAAGGAACUCUGCAAAGAUGGUGAAGCUGUCUACAAACUCUGCCGCCAGUUACCUUGCUUUUUUCUUGCCACAAGCAUCCUACUUGAAAGUUCUACAUUCCGUCAGCAACUCUGGAGUGGUGAGUGGUGGCGGUUCCGGGUGGUGUCAGUUUACCAGAGGUUGCUGGAUGACAAAUCUCCCAGCCUGAAGGAUAUUGCUGAUGAAGCACUAACUGCAAUGACACAGAAGAUGGCGCUGCUGGAUAAGAAGAACAGAGAACUUGAGAUUUGUUACGAAUUAGAAGCAGCAUAUUUAAAACAAGACUACUAUGAAUAUCAAAAAUCCAAAGAACGUUUCCUCAGUGCCGCAAACAUGGCACACCUGAAUGUUAGUCUCACAGGUGCUUUAGGCAAGCGCACACGCUUCCAAAGUAAAGAUGUUGCCCAAGUUCUUUUGGAGGUGAAACGAACGCAACCCGAUGAGACAGAGGCUCAGUUGUUAGAGUUACAUGUGCCUGCAGUCAAGCUUAAUGCUUCCUUGCUUCCAAAGAAUCUAAGCCAUAAUGAUGACACUGUCCUUGAAAAUAUUGAAUUUUCUGAGAUUUCUGAACCAGAUUUACAAGUUAACCAAUUGGAACAAGCCAUUGUACUAGGCCUUAUGGAAGUUAGCCGUCGGUCAGAGCCCAAUCAAGAAAAACUAACUAAUGAACAACUCUUAGCUUACAUAUCAUUCCUUCUCAAUCAGCCGUUGGACUGGAGCAUUCAAGUCACAGCUCUUUACACCCGUUCUUUCCUUGAGAAGUCCUUUGCACGUACAAUUGAGAGGUCCAUGAAACAGAUUGAAGAGAUUAUAAGUCAGAUGUCAAACCAACAGCCUCCGUCCCAGAAGCGUUUACCUCAGUUUUAUUACACGAGAACACCUCCAGUCUGGUUACUCAAAAAACAAUUGGCUCAGUUGCUGAUCUCCCUUGGUUCCAUUGGCUCAGCAUGUGACAUUCUUGAGCAGCUGGAGAUGUGGGAGGAUGUUAUAGUUUGCUACCAACGGAUGAACAAAUUGGAGAAGGCUGAGUCAUUGAUCCGUGAACAGUUGGAGAUAGAAGAAACUCCAAACCUCUGGUGUUUCCUUGGUGAUGUCACAAGAAACAUUGAGCACUACCAGAAGGCCUGGGAAUUGUCGAAUCACCGAAGUGCACGGGCCCAGCGCUGCAUGGGUUACCUUUAUUUUGGAAAAGAAGAUUGGGACAAUUGUCUGAGCUGCUUUGAGCGAUCGCUGAAGAUCAAUACACUCCAGACCCCGCUCUGGUUUACUUACGGUUGUGCUUCACUUGCUGCCAGCAAAUUCGAGACUGCUGCAAAAGCAUUCCAUCGCUGUGUCAUGAUUGAUUCUGACAACUUUGAAGCAUGGGGUAAUUUAUCUACUGCAUAUCUGAAACUGAAGAAAAAGAAGAAGGCCUUUGCUGUGCUGCAGGAUGCCAUCAAGUGUAGCUACGAUAACUGGAGGUUAUGGGAAAACUAUCUUAUUAUUGGUACUGAUUGUGGACAAUUUAGUGAAGUAAUUCGUGCUUAUCAUCGCUUGAUGGACCUACGAGGAAAGUGGCUGGACGUUGAGAUCCUGAAAAUACUUGUUAAAGCCAUUAAAGAGGACAUUCCAGAUGCUAAUGCUAUCCCUUCCUCAUAUUUGCUACCCAAAGCAUUAGAAUUAUUUGGUAGGCUUACCUCGAAAGUCACCACUGAUGCACAAGUCUGGGAAUUGUACGCCAAACUGACUGAAUUGAAAACUGAAGACCCGAUGAAGGACGAGAGGGUGUUGCAGUUCUUACAGAAAGCCUACAAAUGUUCCACUCAGGAACCAGGCUGGGAGAAGAACCCUGAGAAGUGCAACGAAAAAGGGAGUUUGGCCCUAGAACUUGCAGAUGCUCAUUUGAUCUACAGUGCCCAAGCAAAACAUUCCACCAUAUCCGUUCAGACCUUAUCGUCAGCAAAGUUAAUGCUCCGCUCCAUCCUUUCCACAAUUAAGAAAUUCCAUGGUGAUGCAAUAACUGGUGACAUUGAAGAUAACGUGAAAGAAAUCUGUUCGAAAUUAGAUUCUGCAAUUACCAUAGUUAUAAGCAAGCUAACAUUGGCCCAGACUUAAUGCUACACACUUUAUUAUUAUAUUUUUAUUCUUUCCCGUUUUUAGCAAAUUAUCAAAUUAGCCAUGUCUCUUGAUUGCUUUUUGUUGCUUGAGUUUUUCAUUAUUUUGUCUGGUCCCUAUCAGGGACGAAGGCCAAUAUUUUAACUGCAAUAAAAAAGACACAAACCAGAUAUCUCUCUCUCUCUCCAUAUAUAUAUAUAUAUAUAAUCACAAGGGAGAGAGAAUAAAAUUACAGACAAUCAGAAAAACAAAACAAAAUAAUCAUUCUUGAUAUUAUUUCCUUCAUACGGUUUUUUUUUCUUCCUUCAAAUCCUUUUAUGUAGUAUUUGAAACUAAAUACAAGGAAAUAAUUUGAAGGAGAAAAAAAUGGGAUUCUUGGAGAGAAUGAAGAUGAUGUAUUUUGUGUGAAUGAAAAUGUGGCUGUCUUUGAUGGAUGCAUGCCUAAUAGACUUUGAGUUGAUUGAUGCAUUGGGAGUGGAAUUUGGUAAGCAGAAACUGCAGCAGUGUCCUUGCAAAUAUUCCAGCAUGGCCAAAGUCCGCUUGCUUGCAUGGCCAAAGCGUGCUUGCAUAUACCGGUGUGGCAAGUAUUCCCCAUUCAUCUCACAAAAGAUGAUUUUGCCUUUUGCCAUGCAACAGAGAUCUAUACCAAAAGUACUGGAGACCAAAAUCAAUUCUGGAAUCAGUAUUAACAAAGUUACCUUGCAGUAUUUAGUAGCAUUCUUUUAUGUUUCUUUUAAGUUCAAAUCACACUCAGAGUCAAAUUUUCCAUCUCCCUUUGGAGUUGAUGCAAGAAGUACCAAACAUGGGGCUUUGUGCUAAUUUUUACUGUAUUAAGGAAAAAUACAAUCGUGAUUAAAUACACGCACACAAACUUGACUUUAUCUGUAAAUACUAUAAAGAUUUUUAAUCUAUGUUUUGUCCACAGGUGGGUCUGUAUCAUAGCUUAAUGCUAUUUGUUUCAAUAUUUUGUCUUGUGUAAAAGGACCAAUAUCAGAUUUUUCCCAUCUCUCUCCCAGUCUUCCUUUACACAGGUACCAAUUUCUAAACACAAAGGACACAACUGUUCUUUGGUGUUUCCAAAAUAAAAUUCGCAAAACUCAAAAA
Messenger RNA from Octopus sinensis (East Asian common octopus), 3717 nucleotides. RefSeq names its product tetratricopeptide repeat protein 27. Bases 94 to 2613 code for a protein of 839 amino acids. The record is from RefSeq and is a predicted model, not a curated record. NCBI's taxonomy places the organism in Eukaryota, Metazoa, Mollusca, Cephalopoda, Octopoda, Octopodidae. The transcript has 24 exons. Gene Ontology annotation, molecular function: protein binding.